AUGACUGAUACUAAAGAGACAAUUCUUACAAACGAUGAAGAAAAAUUAGACGUUGAACCAAAAAAAGAUAUCAAAGAAGAAGAAAAUAAAGAAGAAACAAAAUUAGAAGAAGAGCAUAAAGAAGAGCAUAAAGAAGAGCAUAAAGAAGAAGAACAUAAAGAAGAAGAACACAAAGAAGAACAUAAAGAAGAAGAACAUAAAGAAGAAGAACAUAAAGAAGAAGAACAUAAAGAAGAAGUAAAAAAAGAAGAAGAAAUCAAAGAAGAAGAAAAGAAGAAUGGGUCUAAUGAACAACAAAAAAUAAAGGUUAUUAUGGUGGGAGAGUCUUCUGUUGGAAAAACGUGUUGUAUGAACAGAUAUGUUAGUAAUGAAUUUGCUGAACAAACUAAAGCAACUAUUGGAGUUGGAGUAGGAAGUAAAGAACUUGAAGUUGAUGGAAAAUGUGUUAAACUUCAAAUUUGGGAUACAGCUGGACAAGAACGUUUUGCUACAUUAACUGGUAAUUAUUUUAGAAAUGCCAUGGCAACUAUUAUUAUGUUUGAUGUAAGUAAUAAAGAGUCAUUUGAAAACGUUUCCAAUUGGGUUGAACAAUGUUGUAAGUAUAAUGGCAAACAUAUCAUUUUCCUUGCUGGUAAUAAGAUUGAUUUGGAAAAUAGAGUUGUUAGUAAAGAAGAGGCUGAAGAAAAAGCUAAAGAACUUGAAUUAAAAUAUUUUGAAGUCUCUGCUAAAACAGGUGAUGGACUUGAAGAUUUAUUUAAUGAACUAAUUAAAGAAGUCAUGAAGACUCCAUUUUGUAGCGAACAAGAAAAAGAAGGUAUUGAAUUAGAUGGUAAAAAGAAACAAAAGAAAGGAGGGUGUUGUUAA
Entamoeba dispar SAW760 is the source of this 864-nucleotide messenger RNA. RefSeq names its product small GTPase rabd, putative. The record is from RefSeq and is a predicted model, not a curated record. The transcript has a single exon. NCBI's taxonomy places the organism in Eukaryota, Evosea, Mastigamoebida, Endamoebidae. Gene Ontology annotation, molecular function: GTP binding; GTPase activity. Bases 1 to 864 code for a protein of 287 amino acids.